Messenger RNA from Penicillium macrosclerotiorum, 1227 nucleotides. RefSeq lists its product as uncharacterized. NCBI's taxonomy places the organism in Eukaryota, Fungi, Ascomycota, Eurotiomycetes, Eurotiales, Aspergillaceae. The transcript is spliced from 3 exons. The coding region runs from base 1 to 1227 and encodes 408 amino acids. The record is from RefSeq and is a predicted model, not a curated record.
AUGUUCGUCCGUUCCAUCCUUUUGGGUGGCGCGGCUGCCCUGGGCGCCAGUGCGAUACUGGUCGUCCCUGAGAUGGAGCCCCAGGUGGAAGCCGUUGAAGAUGGCUUCAUGAACGUGCACCCCAUGCUCUUGGAGGAUAUCCGCCACGCAGUUAUCGAUCUUCCUUGCGCAGAGUGUCCCUUCCGCGAAGUCGAUGAGGAAGGUACCGUCAGCUGGACUGAUGACAAGCCAUCAUCGCUGAUGCUCGAUUUCUCCAUCGAGGACAACCGCCUGCUGGCCAACGGCCGUCAGAUUUUCCCUCCCGUCCCCCCGACCCCCAUCCGCGCCGUUCAGCAGUUGGAAGACGGCGAGUCUUCAAGCCCCAUGCCCGUCGGUUACGCUCUGGAGGUGAUGCCGCUGGGAUCCCCAUCCGAUACUCCUGGCACCGAUCUUCUCGAUGUCCGCUUCACUGUUCUCGAUCUGGAAACCCACCCUGUCCCUGUCGAUACUGUCGCCAUCACAUUAAUUCAGGACCCCACCGGUGAGCUGUAUAUCGCCAAGACGGAAAUUGAGAAGACCGCUCCUCCCGCCGAUCAGCUGUCAUGGAAGAAGUGUAACGGUAAGGCCAAGUGCCUCCGGGAGCUUCUGCUCGCCCGCAUCCGUGGGCUGCUCGCUGCUGCCAAGGAACGAGUGCUUGGCAUGACUGGCAAGGGCUUCCGGAAACCCUGCCAUGGCAAGCCUCCCAAGGGUAUGGGUAUCGAUGGUCCCCACGGUCCUCACAAGCACUUCGACGAGUUUGGUCUCGACGGCAUGCCUUUCCCCCUCCUCCGCCACACCCCGACUUCGACGGCCCCGAGGGAGUUCCACCACCAUCACGGCCACUUCGAUGCCGAGAAAGGCGAGGGCCAUCGCGACCACCACGGCCCUCAUGGCCACCACCCGCCGGGUCCUCCCCCGCAUGGCGCUUUCGCCCACACCUUUUCUCGCGUCGUGCGCUUUAUCGUUGUGCCUGCCAUUUUGGGUGUCCUGGCCGGUCUGACUGCUAGCGCCGUCGGUAUGCUGGUUGGUCAGGCUAUCGUGUUCCUCUGGCGACGAUACCGCGGUACCAACUCCCAGGAGCACAAGGCUGCUUGGGAGGAGGGUGACGCCUGUGAGAAGCAAGGUCUGAUGACCGAGCACGCUGAGGAUGUUCUGCCCCAGUAUGGCGAACACAAUGCUGUACGCCGAUCAUCCAUGGACAAGAACUAG